GCGCGCAUCGUGCCCUGUCUGCUUUGGAGAGGAGACGAAAAAAUUGUGGCGCGGCUACCCAACCCAGACAGCGGCCUGCCUCUCAGUGAUGAGCGUGGGUCUGGUAACGUUAGUGCGCGCGAGACUCUGGCUGGGCCACGUAGCGAUGGAUCUACUGCAAACAUAUCAGUGCCAUACAUUCUAAAAAUGCAUUAGUAAACACAUUUGCAAUCGCGCAUGCAAUAGGAUUAUCAAACAGUGGUGAACUGCAACAGUAGCUGGCUCUUUUUGUGCGUCUGUAGCACUCCAGAAUUCCUGUAACUGAUUGCACGAAAUGAGAAAGAGGGCGCUCUCACCGAGGCCAUCUCACAGGCGGCAGAUUGUAGAUGGCUCCUGAAACGAGGCACAGAAGUUCUGACUGCAGCUCCAAGUUCGGCGUGAAGCUCACCCUCAAGACAGAAGCUUAAAGACUGAAGCCCUGACGGACAAUAUAGCGUUGACUGCCUCACGGAAGAAACUAACCUGAGAGGCUUCAUCUGCGGAGAGACCGAAACCUCAUCGAGGUUGAAGGGCAGACACACUAACUUCCAGAGAAGCUUUGAGAGUCAAGCUCAACAGAAGCCUAUGGAACAAAGCUGUAGCAGAAUGUCACUCACUCCGGUCUGUCCUCAGUCUUUGUCCUGUGGUGAGCAUGGAGGCCCUGUUUGAAUCUGGGUGAAGCUUUCUUCCCUUCACCCCUUCCUCCUUCCUGUCUCCUCAGUGGCGGGAGGGGUGGGGGAUUGCUUCCGUUCCCCCUGCCCCUCCUUACAGCAUAGCGAGGGUAUUCUCACAGUUUAAGAAUACAAACACUGCUAACAAACCUCUGGCAGUGCUUCAACUAGCACUACUACAGUCUUCCCCUCCCCCACACAUGAAAUCCUGCCAGAGCCUGAAGGAAGAGGUGUCCAGCCCCGGCCCAGGUGGGAUGUCCCAGGAGGAGGGGCGCAGAACGCAGCAGGUGGCCCAGUCCUACUACCACUCCCCCGCCCCAGACCUGGACCUAGCGGGCAAGCUGUACAAGCGGGAGGGCGGGGGCAAGCCUUACUCUGUGCUAGUGGACAACAAGAUGGCAGCCAAGACCCCCAUGGGUGACCAGACCCCCGGUCAGCUGCCCCCGCAGCACGUCACCUCCCCCCAGCAGCAGUACUACAGAGAGGGUACAGUAGGGCAGGAGGGGCCCCAGGCAGGCAAUGGGGGCACCUCUGAGGACUCUGAGGAGGAGGAGGAGGAGUCCUUCAAGCGUGAGCAGAUCAUCGUGGAGGUCAACCUGAACAAUCAAACCCUUAAUGUAUCAAAGGGGGACAAGUCCGCCCCCCAAACCGACACCUCAGAGAGACACUGCAGUGAGGAGGAAGAUGAGGAGGAAGAAGAUGAGGAGGAAGAGGAAGAAGAGGAGGAGGAGGAAGAAAUAGAGAGCCGUAGAACGAGAGCCAAGAGGGCUCGGUGUGGGGUGGCCCCUGCUACCAGCCAGCCCCGGAGGAAGACCCAGUGCACCGCUCUGAGCACCACCGGCAUGACCACCAGGGGCCGACGGAAGAAGACCACCCAGCCGCCCAAGAGGACGCGCCGGACUGCCAGGGAGGGCAAGGGGACCCCCUCCUCAGCUGUCUCUGCCACGGGGGAUAAAGCGGAUGGGGAAGAGAGGGAGACGCUGGCGUGUGAGAAGUGCCCACGCGUCUUCAACACCCGCUGGUACCUGGAGAAACACAUGAACGUCACACACAGACGCAUGCAGAUCUGUGACAAGUGUGGCAAGAAGUUUGUCCUGGAGAGUGAGCUGGCCUUACACCAGCAGACCGACUGUGAAAAGAACAUCCAGUGCGUCUCCUGCAACAAGUCUUUCAAGAAGCUGUGGUCGCUGCACGAGCACAUCAAGAUUGUGCACGGCUACGCGGAGAAGAAGUUUGCCUGUGAGAUCUGUGAAAAGAAGUUCUACACAAUGGCUCAUGUCCGCAAGCACAUGGUUGCCCACACUAAGGACAUGCCGUUCACCUGUGAGACCUGUGGCAAGUCGUUCAAGCGCAGCAUGUCCCUGAAGGUGCACUCGCUGCAGCACUCUGGGGAGAAGCCCUUCCGCUGUGAGAACUGUGCUGAGAGGUUCCAAUAUAAGUACCAGCUACGCUCCCACAUGAGCAUCCACAUCGGACACAAGCAGUUCAUGUGCCAGUGGUGUGGCAAGGACUUCAACAUGAAGCAGUACUUUGACGAGCACAUGAAAACACACACAGGAGAGAAGCCGUUCAUCUGUGAGAUCUGUGGGAAGAGCUUCACCAGCCGGCCCAACAUGAAGCGCCACCGCCGCACCCACACAGGAGAGAAGCCCUACCCCUGCGAUUUGUGCAGCCAGCGCUUCCGCUUCUCCAACAUGCUCAAGGCCCACAAGGAGAAGUGCUUCCGGGUCACCAGCCCUGUGACCCUGCAGGCCAGCGGCCUCCCCCUACCUCUCCACCUCUCUGCCAAUGCCUCCUCCUCCUCUGGCCCCGGCCCGGGCCUUGCCCCCUCAGCUGCCACCACCUCCGCCCCUCUGGGCCUCAGCCCGGCAGGGGGGGCUCUUCCCCCACGCACCCCCGUGGGACACGCCACCUUCUCCCACCUGCACUUGUCCCCCUCUCACCAUCUCCCUCACCACCACACGUCGCAACAGCAGCAGCACCACCCCGGCACGCCCCUGCAAGCGCCCCCUCUCCCCCACCACCACCACUUGCCUGUGCCCCCUGUCUCCCCUCCCCCCGCCCUCUUCAAGAGCGAGCCCCUCAACCACUGUGGGCAGGAGGACAGCAGCUACCUGCGCUACAUGGCACCGCAGGACAAGGGCCCCGGGGCCCCCCAGCAUCACUGAACCCUAUGUGGGCCCUGGGCUGCAGGCCUGCCUGUCACACCUCCAUACCCCCACCCCAACUCUCCCUGUACCUGGCCACUGGUGUAGAGCGGCCUCUCAAAGACUGAUAUGAACAAGACACACCAGUGUGUGGGAGAGUGUGAGGGAUACAGACAGGUACACUUUCAGUCUACACUUUAGAUAAGUGAGUGACCCACUUAGCUAGAGACCCAAGUCAACUGACACAGAUUUUACAACCUCUUGCUAAGAUAUUUUCUUGAGAAAAUAUUCUUAGUAAAUCCUGAAUUCUUAGACAACCUGCCUCCCAUGGUAGAAGGCUGUGUGUGUACCGGUAUGUGAGUUAUCCCUCGUUUGUGUACAUUGUAUCCUCUCCACUGACGGCUGCUGAUGUAAUUAUUCUACUAGUAGUUCAUUAUCCAGGUAGCGGAUCAGAACAGAUCCAUUUAAUCAACUUAGUCCUUCAUGUCGACUGACUUAAACAACGGUUGCACAGUUCGGGGGAGUUGUAAGUCCUGAUCCUAAGGCUGACCCGUUGAACCAUGGGGUCACCAAGGUCUUGUUGAAUGGUUACCAUCCUGGUUCCAACUAGGCCUCCCACUGUCUCCCGAGGCAUUCCAUACUGGUUCUACCAGCAGUAGGUCAGGAAUCACUGCCAUAGGUCACAGUGGGGAGGUUAGAAAACACCUGUUAGUGCUACUACUAGUCUGCUGCAACAGCGAUUCUAAUUUUGGUUAAUUGUUGCUUUCCAGUGCAGUACUACACACAGUUCUAUACACACAGGCUAGAUUUCAUUACAUCUGGAGUUUCUCAGUGUAAUUUAACAGUGUGGGAUUGGUUGCAUUGUUGUGAUGCAGUUCUGGGAUAUGUCUUCUUGACUGACUUACAGCCUUAUCUUAGAGCUGGUAAGGUCAGACGUUCCCAACAGAACAACCCUGAUGAACCUGAACGUGCCGUCCUGUAUACACACAGACACACACUUCAAAAAGCAGUAUGUCAUCACUGGUCUCUUUUUCCUUUCGCUUCACACAAAAUGCUUGACAAGGGAUUCUGCUAUUUUUUUUGGUCUUCUGUCAUCAAAACAGUUAAAUACUGCCACUGUGACGGGUCAUCGCAUACGACCCAACCUGCACCUCGCGUGUCUCUUCUCGCUCUCUAUCUCGCUCUCUAUCUCUCUCUCUCUCUCUCUCUCUCUCUCUCUCUCUAUCUAUUGCUCACUCCUCUCUCUCUCUCCUGCUGCUGCUGAGAUAAUGCCGGUCACCCUGUAAAAGGUCAUUAAAACACAAGAUUCAGAAGUUCUGACUUUUUCAGCACAACUCUUAACUGAAAAAGAUGUGUUUUUCCAACCAGCCUAUAUUCCACAGCUUGGUGUGGAGCAGGACGCUUUUUCUGUAAUGUAACGGUUUGUUCUCUUAGUUUUACUUAUACUGUAUAAGGUUACACAAACAUUGAGGCCCUAUCACACACUUUGGCAAAUAAUGAUGAAUCAAAACAUGUUGAAUGUUGUCUAGAUGGAGUGAUAUGGGCUAACGGUUUAGCAAUCAAAUUUGUUAUUUUCUAGUAAUAUUUUCUGGAAAUAUGCUACAUUCAGUUUCAGACUGAAGAAUUGUUCUCAUCUCGCUCUAAACAUACUGUUGAGUGAUAGUCAUAGGAAAGGUUGGAGGAUAUUUCUAACAUGCAUUUAAAUGUCUUGUAUAGAUACAUUUACUCAAGUUGUACAUUUACUCAAAGAAAUCACAUUUGUAAAUGUAACCUUUUUUUGUGUGUGUGAAUGUUCCGCUGUCCCAAUGUAUGGUAUUCUGACAGUCAGGUUGUUAGUAUUGAUGAAUGACAGAGAGAGAUUCUGGCGUGUCGGAUGGUUGGGAGUGGGUUGUAGGAUGUUGUCCGCCCCCCUUCACCCUGUCUGGUACUGUUUUCAGAUCAGACUGAGUGUUGAGGAGCAACAUUAAGGUGUGUGUUUGUCUCAGUAAUGGCAAAAUGGAACCCCUCUGGUGCUGUUGUAACAAAAGAUGCUUUUACAUAGUCUGGCCCCGGCCAUAUUCUCUUUCUGUCGUUCACUUCUCUGGGUCUCUCCCUCUAUGCACACCCUGCUAAAGCCAUUCCAUCUGUUGAACAGGGUUUGGGGGGGGAUUUGUAGACACAAGAAUAUGUCUUACAUGUUUCUGUGGAUUAA
Molecule: messenger RNA, 5027 nt
Organism: Coregonus clupeaformis (lake whitefish)
Lineage: Eukaryota; Metazoa; Chordata; Actinopteri; Salmoniformes; Salmonidae
Product: zinc finger protein 652
Exons: 6
Coding region: 890-2857 (655 amino acids)
Biological process (GO): regulation of transcription by RNA polymerase II
Cellular component (GO): nucleus
Molecular function (GO): DNA-binding transcription factor activity, RNA polymerase II-specific; RNA polymerase II transcription regulatory region sequence-specific DNA binding
Source: RefSeq, a predicted model, not a curated record